UUUUCCGAUUUUUAAAAUGUCGGAGAAGUCGGAGGAGAACCGGGUCAAGUUGUGGUGAUAUGCUAUCAGUUUACAAACAAAAACUAAAGUAUUCCUUUCUAUGGGAGAUUUAAAUGAUUGCGUAAAUCAAUAAGGUUUCGAAGAUUAUAAAAUAAACAUGUCUGCACUUCAGAAGACUAUAAUGAAAAAUAAAUUGCCGCCAAGGGUCCCCAGAACUUCUGGGGUUUCCAAGAUGGCCCCAUUUGGAGCAGGUCGCCGUAAGGACUACACGCCAGUGUCAUGGAAGCAGUACUUCCAUCAGAGUGUGGAUGUGACGAUAAGUGCUGGCACCUUCAGAGUUUACUUGUCUCCAGAACCUGACCAUCCAGACAGACCUAGGAUAGUGACGCUGCAUGGAGGUGGCUAUUCAGGACUUAGCUGGUCUUUGUUUACUGAGGAGAUUACAAGUAUGGUCCAUUGCCAAGUAGUGUCAAUUGACAUCCGGGGCCACGGAGAGACUAAAGUGGAGAACUGUGAUGACCUCAGCAUUGAGACACUUGUAAAUGACAUUGAACAAGUCCUCCACAAGCUGUUCAACGAGGGCAUUCCACCGUUAAUACUGGUGGGCCACUCUAUGGGUGGUGCGGUCGCCGUGCGGGUGGCACUGCAGCCCUCGCUGGAGCACUGCAUACAGGGCAUCGCUGUUAUUGAUGUGGUUGAAGGCACAGCAAUGGAUGCGUUGGCCAGCAUGCAGAGCUUCCUGCGGAGUAGACCGACACACUUCAAGAGUAUCGAGCAUGCUAUAGAGUGGUGUGUGCGAAGUGGUCAAGUACGGAAUGUGGAUUCGGCGAGAGUGUCAAUGCCCAGUCAGAUUAUCAACUGCGAGACCGGUAAACUGGCUAUCAACGAAGUGGAAAGCUAUACAUCAGUGUCGGACGAGUCGGUCCCGACUCCUACAAGGCAUGCUCCUCUAGCUGACAGGAUUGCUGAGGAAUCUGAUGGUGAAGCCGACGGAGAAUCUGAGCCUAGCUCCGAGACCAUUGUUGAACACUUUGUGAAGCCUUCUGCGGUGGGAGACGGAGCUUCUAGUAUGAAAUACAAAUGGCGCAUCGAGUUGUCCCGCACGGAGCGGCACUGGUCGGGCUGGUUCCGCGGGCUGUCGGCUGCCUUCCUGGCCGUCCGCGCGCCGAGACUGUUGCUGCUGGCGUCUAUAGACGGGCUCGACAGGGAACUCACCGUCGGACAGAUGCAAGGUAAAUUCCAAAUGCAAGUAUUGACGAGAUGCGGACAUGCUGUACAUGAAGAUACGCCCGGGGAGGUGGCGCGCGUGGUAGCGGCCUUCGCGCUCCGCCACCGCCUGACGUCGACCACGGAGCUCGGCGCAGACAUGCAACUGCUGCACUCCGUGCCCGGGUGCUGAACUAUUGCUACCGGUACUUACUCAGUUACACCCAUACAUUGUACUGUAACAUUUAUAUUGAGCUCUUAGUUUCUGAUAUAUGUAAAUUUUUGAGGUUGAUCAGGAUGGUAUUUUAGCUUAUGAUUGAAAAAAGAAACAUCGGUUUCCGUAAUAAUGUUUUAAUUUGGUCUGUCAAUGUCUUCUUUAAGCGUAAACCAAUGAACAGAUUUGGGUGAAUUUCAGUACAACAAUGGUUUGAAAACUUUAAGACUCGAGAAAGAAACUUUUCCAUCCCGGUUUAUCUUUACCGGAAAUAAAAAAACGUUUAAUUUAUUAUAUGAUUUAUUAUUAUAUUAUCAACAUUUUAAUCUAUAAAAAGUAACAAAAUAUACCACUUAAUCCUUUUUUUUUUUCAAAAAUUAAGAGUUCAAUAUAAAAAUAUUUUUCAGUUAUACCAUGUAAUAAUGACAAACAGGUGUCACAAUAGUAUUGUAGAGAAUUCUAUUGGUAUUGUAAUAUAAAUACAAUAAGGUUGUGUUGAAAUAUCUUCCAAUGUAGCAAUAACUCAAGGAGAUUGUGUUACGUAUGGGCGAGAGCUUGAAUAACGAUUAUAUUGCUAAGUGUAAACUUGAUGUUAAGUUUAAAGCAAUUAUCAAUAUUGUAAUACUAGCUACUUCUACUGCCAGCUACUUCUCUUGGUCAUAGCGUGUUUAUAAGCCUACAGUUGUCUUCGAUAAAUGCACUAUCCAACACAAUUUUUUUAUAAUUAUUCAACUCGUAUACUGUAGUUUUGGAGAUAAGCACGUUCGUACAAACUAAUUCUUCAUCUUUGACUUUAUUCUAUUGAAUUUCUGUUGAAAACAUAGAUCCAUGCAGAUUUUGGGUUGAGAUCAGUACCUUUAGUACGAGUUUGCUUUGCGUUUAUAGUAAUUGAAAUGAAAGCGCGGUCGGCGCUCAGAUUGGUCGUCUACUUACAGCAAACUCAUACUAGGGGUGCGGUUACUGAAACAGUGAUUAACUAGAUUUUUGAGGUAUACCAGCCUUGAAGAGUUAAAUAAAUGUUUGCCCAUCAAAAACCAACCUUGCCAAGUGUAGCUUAACUUAACAUCUUAAGUUUUAAAUAUAAAACGAUAUAAUAAUAAUAACAUAUUGCGUAAGUUAUCUUUGUUAGCAUAUUUGAAUAGAAUUCUCUAUAAAACUCAUUAAAACAAAAUCUUCUUAAUAUAAGUCUGAUUCUCGAAGUACUUACUUACCUGUACUGUGUCCAAUGAUAGUAAUAUAUUUAAAUAUAUUACCUUUACCCGGCCUGAGGAGAAAUUGUGUGGUUACAUUGGUAGAAUAGUUAUCAAACCAAUACUUUAUUGAUUGCAAUUCAGUAUCAGUAACAAAAUUUGCUUUCUGGCUCUGUACUGAUAAUAAUAUCUAAUAACUUGAUUGAGUAUAUACCCUAAGAUUUUGGGUAGCUCGCCUUUAUUAUAUAAAAGUUAUAUGGGUUUUUUGAGGGGGGAAAAUCAUCCAAUGGCUGUCUUCUGCCGCCUUGGGCGAGCGAGGCGAGAGAGAGUGUCAGACUCUUAGUGACUAAAAACCAACCUUGUUCCUACUCCUGCUUUCGAACCGGAGUCCCAGUAAAUCCGCUAUACAGUCCGCAAUUUGGAGAACUUGGUUGAACAUAUUCUACCAAUGUAAAAAACACUAUAUGAAAAUGUGAUUUUCAAAAACCAAGCUAUUUUUCGAAAGAAUUAAAAUGUA
This is a messenger RNA of Spodoptera frugiperda (fall armyworm), 3127 nucleotides long. RefSeq names its product protein phosphatase methylesterase 1. The transcript has 10 exons. Gene Ontology annotation, molecular function: protein methylesterase activity. Gene Ontology annotation, biological process: protein demethylation. The record is from RefSeq and is a predicted model, not a curated record. Bases 158 to 1399 code for a protein of 413 amino acids. Lineage: Eukaryota; Metazoa; Arthropoda; Insecta; Lepidoptera; Noctuidae.